This is a messenger RNA of Liolophura sinensis, 2361 nucleotides long. RefSeq names its product F-box/LRR-repeat protein fbxl-1-like. Gene Ontology annotation, biological process: positive regulation of protein ubiquitination. NCBI's taxonomy places the organism in Eukaryota, Metazoa, Mollusca, Polyplacophora, Chitonida, Chitonidae. Gene Ontology annotation, molecular function: protein binding. The transcript has 7 exons. The record is from RefSeq and is a predicted model, not a curated record. The coding region runs from base 816 to 2300 and encodes 494 amino acids.
AGUUUAUAGAUGUACAGUUUUGGGUUGAACAAUUAAUAUAUGGCAAUAUAAUGUACAAAACAUAUCAAAAUACAAUGUAAUUAAAUUUAUUUAUUUUAUUGGCGUUUUAUUUUCACCUAGACUGACCAAUCAAGUUGGUAUACAAUGGUUUUGAGAUGCAAUACCAUUUCCAUCAGUGUCCAUGUGUGUGAGUCAUGUUGUGUCAGAGUACUAUAGUUGCCAUGGCUGGCUGAGGUGAAGAGCAUGUCAGAAGGCAGGUUUAGGCUGUACCCUGCACAUGUACCAUGCAUCCUGAAUAAAGGUCCUGAGGAACCAGGCAUGUACAUGUACACUGUGUAAACCUGGGUAUUUAUAGAUCUAUAAGCUUGAGGGUGGAAGUUGUCCAAAUCUUGGCUGUUCUCUCUAUAACAAACACAUGGAUUGUGGAAGCCGAGUGCACAUGCUUGGUGGGUAUGUGUGUGUGUAGAGAAGUGGACUGCCCACACUUCUGAAGACAACAUGCACCCCAACACAUUAUACACCCCACUGUCUAUACCCCCAUCUACAAGUACACAUUGUGGGUAAUGCAGGGUAUAAGGCUGACUGACAGGGGCCUGGCCAAUGCUGCUCCAUCUCUUAAUGUUACAUGUACAUUUAUACCCAUAGCUUCUUACUUAAAGCUCAAUCUUAUCAGGGAUAUGCAUGUGCUACCUUGGUGGUAAGCCUGUAGAUUGCCUUCUCUACCAUUAAUUAGCCUCAGACCCUCAGCCAACUGUGCUACCCCGCAACAGAUACCCCUUACCACUCCACAGAGGCAUCACUUACACAGGGACAGGAUGACUACCCCAUUGUCUGUUACUUUGGACAAACUACCUGACAAGGUACUUUUGCGAGUCUUCUCCUUCCUGCGACAGAAAGAAUUAGGAAAGAUAGCAAGGGUGUGCAGAAAGUUUCGUGUAAUAGCAUAUGACAGUCGGCUAUGGAAGUCUGUGUCUCUGAGGCCGGACUAUUCUGGUCUUCACAUAAACAGUAUGGAGGCUUUGUUAGCCCUGAUCGGGAUUCGCUUCGGGCCGACCCUGAGCUACAUGGAGCUUCCCAGUGAACUCAUCACCCCUCAGGUGCUACACGAGCUGUCCAACAAGUGCCCUAACCUCAAAUAUCUUACUCUGGACUUCUCCAGUGCUAUGCAGCUCCAUGACUUCAAUGAGUUGAACGCUUUUCCGUGCAAUCUACGUAGUCUGUGUAUUUGUCUGUCAGAGGUGAUAUUCCUGGAAGGUUUUAUGAGGCGUAUUUACAGCUGUCUGUCCUCGUUAGAAGUUUUACAUCUCAUAGGCACAUUUGAGGUAUCUAACAGUGAAGAAGAGGAGACAUAUGAAGUGAUCAACAUUAGUAAGAUUAAGGCACACACCCCUAACCUGCGAGUGGUCAAUCUGUAUGGUAUAAGCUUCCUGGAUGACACCCACGUGGAGAUGCUGUCAUCCAACUGUAUCCACCUGGAGGCACUGGCCUUGAACUUCUGUCUGAGGGUCAAGGGAUCAUCCUUCAAGAUCCUCAUCUCCAAGUGUAAGAAACUACGCACCCUUCUUCUUCAGCAUGCAGGCCUGGAGGAUCAGUACAUGCAGCGUGUACCCUGGGAGAACUCUCACGUGUCUGAGUUAGACCUCACUUCCACGGAGCUAUCCACAGAGUGCCUGAUGGACGUCCUCCCCAGGAUGCCAGGAUUCACCUUCCUGGGGCUGGGCCACUGCGAGUUCUUCAAUGACAUGAUUCUGGAGAAGAUGGUGGAAAAGGGAAAGCUGAACAAGUUAAUGGCUCUGGAUAUAAGUAACACUCCAGCGCUAUCUGAGAGUGCCAUUUACAACUUCCUGAGAGCCAAUGGGAAAGGCCUGCGUGGACUGAUGCUGGCCGGAAAGCCAAAACUCACAGAAAAUUUCUGGCUGGAUGUUAUCCCUAAACUGAAACAAAUCAAGAUCUGUGUCCUGGGUACUGCAGACGGCUGGUUCCUGAGGAUUAACACACGUGUCCAUAUUGACCAGAUUGUGGAGUGCUUUGCCCAGCAUUGCCCUCAGCUGGAGAGACUUGAGAUCCAGUGGGACCCUGACACCAUCCGAUUUAGUGACAAGAGUAACAAGUUUGUGGAUCACAUUAGACUGCGGUGCCCUCAGCUGAAAUCCUUCACUCUGAGUGAUGGGGAGUAUUACGAGAUGGUCAAGUCUAACUUUGAGCGGGCUGACCGCAUGAAGGUGGUCCGCACGACAACAUUCUACUCCACCAGCUGCGUCACUCUACUACACUGUUAUAAAGAUCUCCUCUUUAAUUAAAUCAGGACAAUUAUGUGAAAUUAUCACGUACAUAAUUUUCCGUAUGUGUAGAUUAGUGUUA